AACUUGAGAGCGCUGUGUAAUGCCCAAUAGAAGCUCCAUGCGUUUUGCAUCUCAGCCCCGCCUGAUAACAGCAUUUAGUCCGAAUUUUCUGUAGUCUGAGUUUUGCUGUGUUUUAGCAGGAAUUGAGCGACAGCAAAUUGGACUUGUGAUGUCUUUUUCAUCAGACCGUGGGCUUCUGUUACUGUCAAAAGUCAAAAUCAUAACUGCGUAUAUUAAAUUUUAAACGAUGAGCCGGAAAGCAAGUAUACAUUGCGUUAAAAAUGAAGACCUUUAUCAAAAUGUCGUCAACCGUGGAGAUUUUUUGACUAGUAGAAGUAUCAGGUGGUCGAUUCUCCCGCCAUGACGUGAUUUGAGUUAAUCUUCCUACACCAAAUGGGAAAUUGAACGGCUACCGUCUGCACGUAAUCGGCUUCGGAGGAAACUGAACGAACAGAGAAGUUGGUAGUACGGGCCACGCCUAAGUAUAGGUACCGUCAUGGCUUACCGCGAUCGGUACGACGGUCGGGCGGGGCCAGGGAGUGAGAGACACGGGCAAGCCUGGGACAUCGACGGUGGUCGUUACGGUGGCGGGGAUCCUCGCCGGCACUGGCUGUACACCGACGGCGCCAUUCCAGUUGAUCCCGGCGGAGGAGUUGUUGCGCCGUCAUUUGCUUACAAGUACAAGGAAUGGCUUGACCAUGUUGACAGCCCCAGCUCAAGCAGACAGAGUGAACGGCAUGAUACUUUUGAAAGCUAUGAAUUGUGGGACAGAGAUCCUAUGUAUUACUAUGGUGGAAAGAGACCUCAAUCCAGACUGAACAAAUCUCGGAGUAGAAGCAGCAGCCGGCAACAGCAUCCCAGUGGAAAAGCUGUCGGACACCCGAGAGGUGUUUUCACACCCAGCCCUAGUUUUGGCAGGCAGGAAGAGGAUCCCCGAAGUGGGACCGAGCGAGACCAGGCAGAUCUGCCCACCAAAGAAGGAGGGAUUUUGGAAGCCGUCAAGGAGUUUGCCCUGAAUGUCACGACGGCGCACGCCAUCCCUAACGUAUUCAAGGCCUCGACUGUGCUCGGGCGAUUCUUAUGGUCUGUCAUAUUCACUGUAGCCCUUGGAGUUUUCAUCUGGCAGGCAAGCGUACUGGUGCGAAGAUAUGCGCUGUUUCCUGUCAACGUUGAGAUUGAGAUAGUCACCCGAUCAGAACUGGAGUUCCCGGCGGUGACCAUUUGCAACACCAACAAGGUUCGGCGUUCGGCCAUCAUGGAGUCACGGUACAAAGAGGCGUUAGUCGUCGACGACGGGGUGACACUGCCCUAUUAUGGGCCCUGUAUCGAAGGGGACUUCAGUUGCGCGUCCUAUGGCCUGUGCUUGAAACAAUUCUUGCGAUGCGACGGAAUAAACCACUGUGGCGACUUCAGCGACGAAAUUGACUGCACGUAUGCGGAAUGUUCUUCCAACGAGUUUUCCUGCUCCAACGGCAGCAGCGUGGGACCCUGCAUCAGUUCGUCGCUGAUUUGCGACCGCAAGAGAGACUGCUACGAUGGAGAUGACGAGACAGGCUGCCCUUGUAAGAGUAACGAGUUCCAGUGUAUUAGAGGAGGGUGCGUCCGCAAGAUUUUGGUCUGUGAUAACAACACGGACUGCGUGGACAACAGCGAUGAAGAAAACUGCGUUUAUGACAGCGAGUGCACAGGGCUCUUCCGCUGCAGUGUGGACUCUUCUUGCAUUCCCUUGGGUUAUGUCUGCGACAGAUCAAAUGACUGUUCCGACGGCGAAGACGAAACUGUGGAAGCAUGUGCUUCUGUCACCACACCACCUCCCGCAACCUCGCCCUGUCCCCAGAACCAGUUCUACUGUAGUGAUGGCAGUUGUAUAGAAGAGGCAUGGGUGUGUGAUGACCAAGUGGACUGUGCUGACGGCGCCGAUGAAAUACCACCGAAUUGUGAACGAGGCAGUGAGAUAUACGGUUUGGCACGUUGCAGCGUGGUAGAGUGGUCAUGUGGCAACCAGUGGCAGUGCAUCGAUCAGGUCGACCGUUGCAACCUGUCCCCAGACUGCUACAGCGAAGCGCAAGUUGCAGACGACGAGUACAACUGCACCUGCUUAUUGCAAAGUGCGGUACCAUCUUCAUCCCAGAAGGUGACCUGCGUAGGAAUGACGGUUAGCGAUGCCAGCGUCGGCUUUCCAACGGUGGAUACAACAAAAUUUCAAGGUAUGAGUUGUUACAGCCGCCUCCUGGGGAAUGUCCAGCCCAACCCCGUCCACGGCUGGAGGGAAUACGUCUGCCGUGGUCAAGUUGUUUGUGCAAAUGCGGCUAAUGAUUUUCCAGAGCCAUGUGAAGUUUUUCACGAGUGCUACAUUGCAAUGAAUGCUCAAGACUACCGGGGACGGAUAGGCCGCACCAGCAGCUCAGUUGAGUGCCAGGACUGGAGCAGCAAUGUUUCCGUUAGCGUGGGCUUCUCUCGUGACGUCUACCCCGAGUUGUUAGGGCCGGUCUGCCGUAAUCCUGGCGGCAGUCGCAGUCGUGCCUGGUGUUUUACGGCAGGGGCAGACACCACAGAUGACUGGGAGUUCUGUGAUAUCGGACCACCAUCAUCAACCUGUCACCCUGGUGUGGAGCUUCCGGUCCGCCUCGCCGGCUUAGCCUCGCCCUCGGAGGGGAGGGUGGAGGUACAGCACAAGGGGGAGUGGGGUACAGUCUCGGACACUGACUGGACGCAGGAGGAUGCUGAUGUGGUCUGCAGGCAGCUGGGAUUUACCGAGGCAUCAGGACGAGGCACUUUGGCGGCCAGUACAGGCAGCGUCUUCAUAUCACAAGUCAAGUGCACUGGGUAUGAGUCCUACCUUGUGGAUUGUCAGUACCAUGUCGUCAUGCCAUCGGAGGGCCUCAGCCACGACACGGAUGUCAGCGUCACUUGCUCUGGGGCGAGGCAGAAGAGACAAGCAGAUGAGAAAGAUGUCAUUCCAACGUCUGUAGCAGGGAACUGCUCAAAGACUGAGUACCCUUGCAGUAGCGGGGAAUGUAUCCCUCUUUGGCAAACGUGUAACAACUUCCCAGACUGUGAAGACGGCAGCGAUGAAUAUUCCUUCUUGGGAUGCGAGGACCCCGUGAACAAGUGUUCUGUGUUUACUAAAGCCUGCCGUGAAAGCAGCAAAUGUAUCCCUCGCACGUUUGAAUGCGAUAACUAUGCUGACUGCACUGACGGCAGUGACGAAGAGUACUGUAAUGAUCCCAACGAGUCCUGCCCUCCGGGUUAUUUUCAGUGCUCCAACGGCAAGUGCAUUCACACCUUCCGUGUUUGCGAUACCGUCCUGGACUGUAAUCAGGGAGAGGACGAAGGAGGAGACUGUUACUACGCGUCCUCUGAUAAUGGAAGGUUGAAUCCCUUUGAGAUGGAAGACUGGAAAGAUCCCUUUCUACCCUUCAUCCCAGAAAACUAUCAAGAGGAAUUCCUCUCCAGCUUCAGGGAGUACUUCUACACCCCUCGCCCCUUCAGCAGAGUGCGGAGCGAGGACCCACCAGACUGGAGCCGAUUCGUGACCUUCAGUGAGCAGCCAGACUACAGUGAUCUGAGCGAGGUGUUGAAACUGACAGAGGGAGAGAUUGCCCAGCACGGCCACCAGUUUGAGGAUUUGGUCCUGCAGUGCUCCUUUGACAGCACCCCCUGCCACAGGGGCCACACGAUUUUUCAUCAGAUCCAGAACGAAAAGUAUGGCAACUGCUACAUCUUCAAUUACAAGGGAAGCCCAGAAAGUACUGUGCGGAACUCUUCAAGGACUGGUGAACAGUCAGGGCUCGCACUCACUCUAUUCAUCGAGCAGGAUGAGUACUUGAGUCUUUACGGUCGGGAGGCCGGAGUCCGCGUCACUAUCACCCAGCCCAACGUCGCCCCCUUGCCAGAGGAUGAAGGCAUCAACUUGUCACCAGGAGCUGUCACCUCCAUCGGGCUCGUACAUCGUGUAAUCAGUCGAAAGCCACAUCCGUUUGGCCGAUGUCAAGUCAACAAGACCACGGUGUCUGAGAUUGUGGAUGGCAAGAUAGUGCAGGUUGAGACUGACAACUACAAUCGCAGGCACUGCCGUCGGGUUUGUGUCCUCAAAAACAUCCUUCAGAUUUGUGGCUGCUCUGAUUCCAUGGAACUUGAUGGAGAGAGAUGCAAAUUAUUGAAUGCAACACAAGAUCUUUGCAAGCAGAUGGUGUAUUACCUCCACGCCUACGACUUGCUGAAUUGCUCCUGUGGUUUUCAGUGCAUUGACCGGCUGUACUCGGCCACAGUGUCACAGGCAUCUUGGCCUUCAGAUGCUUUUAGGCAACACCUCCUGCGUAACAUCUACAAUAUCAACCCCAAAACCAAAAAAAUCAGGUCAGCGGAAGAAAUAAGAAAAAACCUGGUACGAUUGAAGAUAUUUUAUGAAGAGCUGAAUUACCAGGAGACGCGAGAAGUCGAGGGUUACUCGGGGACCAGCCUGUUCGGUGACAUCGGUGGCAUCGCUGGCCUCUACAUCGGCUGCUCCAUCAUCACCUUCAUUGAGCUCUUCGAGUUCAUUGCGUACCUGAUCCGCAGGCGUUGCUGCGGCUCAGCCAGGGCAUGAACUGCAGGCCCAGUCCCAGAUCUGAGACCGUGACUGGGCUGGGGUGUUGAGGAGAAGGGGAUUCGUCAUGCGCCAAAGUGGAGCUUUUUGCCAGAGCAGAACGAGGAGCUUCUACCGUAGCUCGCACUUCUGCCCAGUUGAUGGAGACGUCAUUUGGCAUACCCCUCUCUCUUUUUAUUAAACAAUAAUCAUUUAAUUCAGGGGUUAUACUGUUUUUUAGCUAAAAUUAUUUCCUGACUGAUGAACUGUCCAAAAAAUCCACAAGUGAAAGCCGCUAUCUCGGGCCUGAACUGAAAUAACCUUUUCAUCUCAAAUUCUAGUGAAAUUGUUAACACACCUCAUAGAGUGAGAGGGUUAAAUCUUAUACCCUAGCAGGUUACUGUACUUUUUCUUUCCCUGGUGGUAUUUCAGUGACUGCUUAAAUUACAGGAGCUUUUAUGAGGUGAAAUAUAACCCAUUGUAUUAUUCACAUCUGCAGUAUUCUUUCAACCGGCAAUAUUUUAGCCAUUAGUGCCACUACUGAUAAAUACUAUAAUGGUUUAUUGACAUACAUGUUUUUUUGACAAUUUAGGGAACUUAUUCUGGUACUUCGCGCACAGACAUUGUGUACCAGUGUUGCAUUAGGUUCCAUCACAAGUCCCUUCGCAAGUUCAGUCACAAGUCCCUUAACAAGUUCAGUCGAAAGUCCCUUCAUAAGGCCAGUCAUAAGUAACAGGAAGAUCAAAGACCAAAGAAUGCUUUUGUCACAGUUCAUUUGAUUAGCU
This is a messenger RNA of Acanthaster planci (crown-of-thorns starfish), 5331 nucleotides long. RefSeq lists its product as uncharacterized. Gene Ontology annotation, cellular component: apical plasma membrane; signaling receptor complex; plasma membrane. Gene Ontology annotation, molecular function: ligand-gated sodium channel activity; protein binding; hormone binding. The record is from RefSeq and is a predicted model, not a curated record. NCBI's taxonomy places the organism in Eukaryota, Metazoa, Echinodermata, Asteroidea, Valvatida, Acanthasteridae. Gene Ontology annotation, biological process: sodium ion transmembrane transport; receptor-mediated endocytosis.